AUGGAGCCACUAAUAACAGCAGAGUCCCCAUCCAUCAUUCGGUCUGCUUUAGCGGCUACAGCCGCUGUAACACCUACUGCAAACACCACUGAUAAUAUAGUUGAGCAGCAUGGGCCGCUUCACAAUAACUCAAUCUAUAUAUGCCUCCCUAUCUUCUGUGCGGUUGUAGCCAGUCUGUACAUUUCAGUAUGGGUUUGGAGUUGUCAUCGAUCGUGGCAUCGAGAACACAGAGAAGCCAAGAAGCGUUUAGAUCACUGGCGAAACCAUAUGCUUCUAACAAGAGUAAGCACACGGUUGAGUAAGCAUCUCCAUGAAAUCAAGUGGCCAUCCCAACAUGCGCUCCCAAAGUGGCGAAAGGAACGGCCGGAUUCUACCUAUGGUGUUCGGCGAGACACAUACAUGAAGGAGGAUGGCAAAGCUGACUACUCACUGUAUGGUGGAGAUACCAUAUCUGUCGAGUUGCCGUCUUCAUCUACUUUUAACCACAUUCCAUUUUCCCCUUUACGGCAUCACAAGUCACUCAAUGCCAAAACGCACCGUUCUCCCAAAAGUUCGCAUAGACGAGCUUGGAGAUCUCAUGAUUUACGCAACUUCAAUCCUGUAACCUUCCGCAUUCCAACCGAACAUAGCUGGAUAGCUUCAUCUACCUCUUCUAUUUCAGUUGCUGGCACAGCCUGUUCCGGUACAACAACCAUUUUCGAGCGAGCAGGUAGCGACACGAAUAGCAUACAAUACCCAAAUGAAAAAGUAUAG
This is a messenger RNA of Umbelopsis ramanniana AG, 753 nucleotides long. RefSeq lists its product as uncharacterized. The transcript has a single exon. Lineage: Eukaryota; Fungi; Mucoromycota; Umbelopsidomycetes; Umbelopsidales; Umbelopsidaceae. The record is from RefSeq and is a predicted model, not a curated record. The coding region runs from base 1 to 753 and encodes 250 amino acids.